AAAGGAAAACAAGUAAAAAUAUCAGAAAACAUAUUCCUAAAUUUCGUUUGAAAACAACAGGUGAAUCUGCUUGUUUAACUACAGGUGUUAAUGUAAUACCUUUAGUACUGACAGAUGUACAACAUUUACUAUUGCACUCACUAUUAGGAGUCUCAACUUAUACAAGUACCCGUUGGUAUGUGUUGGAAAAAUGUGGCCACAUAUCUCAAACAACAUGCCUCAUUUUAGAAGGCCUCUCUAUAAACAACUUAGAAAAUAACUUGGAUAAGUUAAUAUAUUUAAAGAAUUCAUGUAAUCACAGUGUAGAAAUUUUGACUCCUUCAGUCUACAAAGGAUCCUUGGUACAAGAACUUGCACAGGUUCCUUUAUCUGAUGCAGAAAAGGAAAGUUUAAUACAGAAGUAUGGAAGUAUGAAUCUAGCAUUGGAAGUUAGAAAAGAUUUGAUGGUGAUGAUGCGAGCUGUGUUUCCCAUUGAGGAUAGUAUUUCACACAGUUUAGAUGAAGAAACAGAUACCCAAGACAUUCAAGACAAGUUUCCUAGAACUCAGCUUAUAUUAUCUGCGUGGCAAUUAAUUGAUGAAAACUAUCCUGUGCCACUAAAAGGCAAAUUAAAAAAUGCAUAUUCAGAUUACAUAAUGACCAAAGAUAAGUACAUGCCUGUAACAGCAAAUUCUCCUCUGUUUGGAUUAGAUUGUGAAAUGUGUAUGACAGAUGCUGGUUUAGAAUUGACUCGUGUUUCUCUUGUCAAUGAAAAGCAUGAAAGUGUGUAUGAGGCCUUAGUCAAACCGUAUAAUGAUAUUACUAAUUAUUUGACAAGAUAUUCUGGCAUUACCAAGACAUUGUUAAAUGAUGUCUAAAGGCUAGAGGAUGUACAAAGAGAUAUAAGGGACCUAUUACCUGCAGAUGCAAUAUUAGUUGGCCAAUCACUAAACUCUGAUUUACAUGCUCUAAAAAUGAUGCAUCCAUACAUUAUAGACACUAGUCUAGUAUACAAUUUUACAGGAGAAAGAACUCAAACCAAAAUUAAAACAUUGGCAAAAGAGUUUUUAAAUGAAGACAUUCAAAGUGGAAGUGGUGGACAUUGUUCUGUUGAGGAUUCUAUAGCAUCUUUAAAAUUGGUACAACUGAAGCUCAGCAAGAAUCUAGAGUUUGGGGAUGCAGUACAUACAAAUAGACAGAAAUACAAAGAGAAUGUGGUAAAAAUGAUACAGUCUCCACAGUAUACAAUGUCUAUAUUCAACGAAUGA
Molecule: messenger RNA, 1247 nt
Organism: Manduca sexta (tobacco hornworm)
Lineage: Eukaryota; Metazoa; Arthropoda; Insecta; Lepidoptera; Sphingidae
Product: RNA exonuclease 5-like
Cellular component (GO): nucleus
Molecular function (GO): nucleic acid binding; exonuclease activity
Source: RefSeq, a predicted model, not a curated record